This is a messenger RNA of Pseudophryne corroboree (corroboree frog), 3167 nucleotides long. RefSeq names its product carboxypeptidase N subunit 2-like. Gene Ontology annotation, molecular function: protein binding. The record is from RefSeq and is a predicted model, not a curated record. The transcript has 2 exons. Bases 100 to 2634 code for a protein of 844 amino acids. NCBI's taxonomy places the organism in Eukaryota, Metazoa, Chordata, Amphibia, Anura, Myobatrachidae.
UAGGCUGUAUCAGCAGUGCUUCAUUUGCAGCACUGACAGAAGACUGGGUAUUGUUUUCACCAGAACCAGAACAACCAUUGCAGUGACUACAGACAUAAGAUGUAUAUCUUUUUGCUCCUUCUACUUGGAUUUGGGACAGGAGAAUGCAGCUCUACAGCAUCAUGUACAAAUAAUUAUGAUUGCCCAAAGGACUACCAAGAAGUCUUCUCAAAGGAAACCAUCAUUGACAUCCCUAAAUCCAUAAAGCAAAAAACCACUGAGAUCUUCAUGGUGCAAACAGGUAUUUCAUCCAUCCAAAAAGAUGCAUUCAAAUACAUGACUAAUCUGCAAAAGAUAUUCUUUAUUAAUAAUAAAAUUUCAUUCAUUGAAGUUGGUGCUUUUGAUCAUUUGCAAAAUCUCACUGAACUUGAGAUAUCUGGCAACACGGAAUUAAAGGAGCUAACAACUGGAAUCUUCUCAAAUCUUGGUAACCUGAAGAAGCUUGUUCUUAAAAAUAAUAAUAUAAGUACUGUGGAGGCAGGCAUCUUCGACAGUCUACAGAACUUAGAAGAACUUUACUUAAACUACAAUCAGUUGACUUCUCUUCCUCCAGAUCUUUUCAACUCACUUGCAAAUCUCACAACGUUGCAUCUAGCAAAAAAUAAAUUGCCCAUUUUAGCUGAGGACAUAUUUAGUAAAUUGACCAAAUUAAAAGUCCUCCGCAUCUAUGACAAUGAGCUCAGUGAGCUGCCUCAAGGUUUGGUGGACAGCAAUUCGGAACUGACUGAAUUCAGCUUCUCGCAGAACAAGAUAAAGGUGUGGCCCAAAAACUUUCUGUCUAAAUCGAAAAACCUUGAAAAAUUGUUCUUUGAAACAAAUCUGAUCGAAGAUCUUCCAGAUAAAAUGCUCUUUGGUCUAAAUAAUAUUACACAGCUCAAACUCAAAGGAAAUAGACUCCACAAGUUUCCAGACCAAAUAACUGAUGGUGCUUUGAUUAAAGAACUUGAUUUAAGCAAUAAUAAUUUAAGAAAUAUCCCUGCAGGCGCAUUUAAUAAUUUCAAUUCUUUAUCAAAGUUGAUUAUUUCUUCAAAUCAAAUCGAUAAUGUGACAAAAGAAACAUUUUCUGGCCUUGAUAAACUAACAGAGCUUAAUUUAGAAAAUAACUUCCUUAGUAGCCUGCCGGAUGAUGUGUUCUCAUACCUUGUAAAAUUAAAAAAAUUAAAGACACUUAAACUCACAAAAAACAAAUUCACCAACUUCCCUGUUGAUUUGAUUAAAUUAAUUCCUAAAGUAUAUUUAAAAGAUAAUCCUUGGAACUGUGAUUGCAAUUUGAAAGAUCUUUACAACUGGAUAACCAAUAAUAAAAAUGUUCAAGAUUGGAAUAAACUAUUGUGUGAAAUACCGACUCAUUAUAGUGGAAAGACCAUCACCUCAUUAAAAAUAGAUGAAUUCAUUUGUUUAACAACUCCAAUGAUUGCAACACAAACCACAAAGUUACCAACAACCACUGCAGCAGUCAUCACAACACAUCCAACUACCAAGCAACCCACACCUCAACAGGUUACUACACAACUUUUCACAACUCUAAAAACAACAGUUGCUCUCACAACCAUUCUGCUACCUACAACUCAAGAAACUACAAAUCAACCAAUUACAACUAUUAUCCCAACCAUCAAAAUCACAGCAAUGAAGCAAACUACUCCAGAUUUAACAACUUUGAAGGUUUCAACACUCCAAGAAACAACUUUACAAACAACUACCAUGACAACCACAGAAACAACAAACUCACAGCCUACAACUGCAAAAACAACACUCCAAGAAACAACUUUACAAACAACAACUACCAUGACAACCACAGAAACAACAAACUCACAGCCUACAACUGCAAAAACAACAAUGCCACAAGAAACUACUUUACAACCAACAACUCGAGUUCACACUAGUACUACAGAACCUACAACGCUCCAAAUUAUAACUACAGCCACAGAAACAACAAGUGCUGCUCACACAACAGUUAGCUUGACUACACCUCACGAAACAACGCGUGAAGAAGAGUCCACAGCAACGUCAAUGAUAUCUGUACAUACUAGUGAGAGCACAACACUGGCUGUCAGUACAAUUAUGCUGACGUCCACCCCACAUGUUCCUACAACUACAAUCACAAGCCCUACCGCUCCAUGGAAGCGGACUACUUUAUUUACUACCUUGGAGGCAACAACAGAGAUGUCCUCUGCUAAACUGACAUCUACAUAUACUUCAGCAAAUAAGGAAACCAGCCAGUUACCCAUGACUACAACAGAGCUAACUACCAGAGAGACCUCUACACCACAAGCAACUAAUUCAGCUGAAACAACAGUGUUUGUGAUGAAAUUAAAUGCACUGAGUACAGUCUCCUUAGCACCAACCACUCUGGUGAUGAAUGUGACAUUCCUUCCAUCAAUGACAUUGCAAUUUAGAGCCAGUGAUUUUUUUCUUGGAUUACACCACUGCCAAUUUUUAUUUGUCUCCUAUGUAACACUAUUGUGCAUUGAAAUCUGUUCUACAAUCUUUCUAAUAACAUUUUCUUACACACUACACAAAUCUAUACGCAGUGUAAAGGUACCAGUACGUCCUGUAAGGCUGGUAUACAUGUAUAAGAAAAAAGAUAGGUCUUAAGUGUACUCACACUUUACCCAACUACAAUCUCAGUGUCUAAACCUCAGGACAAUGCAGGAUCAGUCAAAGAAAAGAUAAUAAGACAGGGUAUAUAUAUAUAUAUAUAUAUAUAGAUAGAUAGAUAGAUAGAUAGAUAGAUAGAUAGAUAGAUAGAUAGAUAGAUAGAUAUAGGUUAGGCUUAUAAUACCAUUAUAUAAUAUUGUGUUACUAUUAUCACUGAAAAUAAAUGCUGUUGAUAAUGUACACAGUAUUCUAUUGUAAGGCAUAACAGUCACCUGUGUAGAACUAUGACUAAUGGCAAAGCUUUGAUUAAAGUCUUUAUCACAUAGUAACAGGCAGGGCUGUUUCUUGACAAUAUAGCUCCCUGUGCGAACAGUAAAAUUGCGCCCACCCCUGAAUAUUUCAUGUACAUCCCGAGAAACAUAUGUGCGUGCCUUGUAGCGCUGCCUGCUUGCCACAUGUAUUGAUAUGAGCGGCACAGUGCACAGUACAUAUUUUAAUACAUAAUAAAGUGUCAUAAGUGUCAUUAAUGA